AUGCCGCCUUCUGCUGUGGAUGAGAAGGUGGCCGAUACUCCUUCCACACUAGGAGGCGAACUUCUGAAAUCUGGGCUCUUCGCCGAUGCCAAGAUCAAAUGUGGUUCUCGUGAAUGGAACGUGCACAAAUGCAUCAUUGACCUGAAAUCCUCAUACUUCAAGAAGGCUUUCACCGGUAAUUUUCAGGAAGCUCAGACGAACGAGUUAUGCCUUGACCAUGAGCUACCCCUUGAGGUGGACUGCGUCCUCAAAUAUCUCUAUUUAGGAAAGCUUGAUUCGGGCGCAAUCUCAGCAUGUCAAAAGACGACCUGCUGUGCUGGGAAGCUUUCGCUGUAUCUCAGCUUGUUCAAAUUCGCCGAUUAUCUCGACGUACCCACGCUCAAGGAGGAAUUGCUCACGUCCGUGGACGACCUUUUGAUGCGCCUUGCAACAGAAAUCGUAUCACACGAAGAGAAAUUCUACAUUGAGCCAGAGAAGUACUUCAGCGCAGAAAGGUUCGAAGAUUUCGCCAGAGCUGUGAGGACCGUAUACAGCCUACCCCUGCACUGCGUCGACUCCAUCAUCAAGCCGCUGCAUAAGUUCUUUUUGUCGACAAGAUUUGCCGUCGUCAAGGAUGCCCGAUUCAAGUCCUUGAUGAACGAAAUCCCUAAAAUGGCCAUCGACAUGGUCAACCUCAUGCUGCCCAGUGGCACCCGCCAGUGUGUCGUCACGAUGCAUCCCAAGGUCUGUAAAGAGUGCAGGGAGCCUUCUUCUACAUACUCGGACAUCCAAGUCAUGGAACAUGGAAGUCGCAGUUGGAAGAGUGGAAUGACGAGCUGUGAGAUUUCCGGACGUUGCCCUUCGUGCUGGGAGAAGCAACAGAUGGCCAAGCAGGCCAAGUAG
Neoarthrinium moseri is the source of this 882-nucleotide messenger RNA. RefSeq lists its product as uncharacterized. The transcript has 3 exons. Bases 1 to 882 code for a protein of 293 amino acids. Lineage: Eukaryota; Fungi; Ascomycota; Sordariomycetes; Amphisphaeriales; Apiosporaceae. The record is from RefSeq and is a predicted model, not a curated record. Gene Ontology annotation, biological process: proteasome-mediated ubiquitin-dependent protein catabolic process; regulation of proteolysis. Gene Ontology annotation, molecular function: ubiquitin protein ligase binding. Gene Ontology annotation, cellular component: cytoplasm.